UUCAACAUGGCGUCUCACGUAGUCGCUUGACUUCUGUCAACAAGACCAAAACACAGCUCGAGGUGAAUUGGAUAGUGUGUAGCGCGUUUGACUCACAUCAGUAAAGACAGUAGGAUGAAACUGUUGCUCACAGCGGUCAAACGAAUCCACAAACCAGCUGUUGACGCCAGUCCGCGGCGCCGCCUGAGCUCCUGUGCCUCCAGCAGCGGCCUGUCACCUCUCCGGGAUGAAGCUCUCGUCGUCGGCUCGAGCCGGGAGCUCGUGCGGAGACUCGGCUCACAGGUGGAGGUGAGGACGGGCUUCAUCACCGAGGAGGAGGAAGGGUCUUUUCUGCGAGAGCUGGAGCCGGGCCUGAAGAAGAAACGCUAUGAAUUCGACCACUGGGACGACGCUAUCCACGGGUACCGGGAGACUGAGCGUGCGAGGUGGGGCGCAGCGUGUGAGGAGGUGAUGAAUCGUGUCCGAUCUGUAGCGUUUCCUGAGGGUGGUCCACUCCUUGGGCCGGUGCACGUUCUAGAUCUGGACAAGACCGGCUACAUCAAGCCUCACAUUGACAGUGUCAAGUUCUGUGGUAGCACCAUCGCCGGGUUAAGUCUCCUGUCAGACAGCAUCAUGCGCUUGGUGAAGGAGGACGCCACCGAUGAAUGGGUGGACCUGCUGCUGCCCCGACUUUCCCUCUACAUUCUCAGGGACCAGGCCAGAUAUAACUUCACUCACCAAAUCCUGAGAGACGAGGAGUCUGUGUUCAACGGACAGAAAGUGCCUCGGCUGCGUCGUAUCUCCGUCAUCUGUCGGAACCUUCCGGGCUAACACCCACUUCCACACACAGCUUGGAUAUGAACACAACGCCACCUGGAUUUAGAGGAUUAUGUCACGGAUCUCCAUUAAGAUAUUUAGCAGAUAUCCCAAAUAUUUUUGGUUAAUGUAAUAUUUAUAUACUGUCACGUGCUUCUCCUUUCUCUCCGGCGAUAAACCUAUACCGACGGUCUGUUAGUUUGUUGUUUUAAACCGAGGAACAUGGAUCUUUUGUUUCUUCUUCUUCUUUUAUUUUAAUUCACCGUCUAACCCUAUACUUUGGUUUCGAUAUAGUAUAGCGCUCGGAUAGCUAUUCGGGGCAACAAGAAUAAUUUGUAUCUUCCUACUCUGUGAUCCACUGGUUUAAAUCUUUUCACACUGUCGUCAGGUCUCUCCUCCUACUUACCUAUUGCCUGUGACCCAGUGUGUGUGUGUGUGUGUGUGUGUGUGUGUGUGUGUGUGUGUGUGUGAUGAAAUCAGUACAUGUGCCGUAGUGUGAGCAGUUCUUCAGCUUACCUCAGGGGCUGAGUGGUACCCCGUAUAAUAGACCCCUCUCUCUUGGUUCCUUGUCCCGAUCAAGAUGAAAAAAAUGGAGCCGUAGAAAAUAAUUAAGCUUUAAUAACUUGUUUAUUCAAAUCGAUUCAAACUAUAUCUAUUUGGAUACAAAUAUAGAGAAAAAAUGGUUCACAAACAGUUUGCAACACCCGAAUAGAAUGAAGCCUACACCAGUGAGCAAAGUGUCGUGCCAAAAGUCCGGAGAAAAGUUACUUUAAAAUUGAACACAAGUUAAGAUUUGCACCUUCCCUUUCUUCUGCCCACGCGCAAGCCCAAAAUGCCAGCCCCAAUUCUUCCAAACUGAAGGUUUAUAUCAGCCUCAGCCUGCCCCGGGUGAGUGUAGCCUUCACGUGUUGGUCUUGUGAGACAGCAUGGAGCACUACACCCCGCCCGGACAGGCUACGUGGCCUGAUUACGGCCUUUAGUUGACCUUCUCUUUUUGAAGACUAAAUUUAGUGGUUCCUAAUUUCACUCUAGACUUAUGACACUCUUGCUCAUGGUUAGGUUCAAUACAAUGAAAACAUGAUAUCACAGUAACAGUAACACAUAUAACAGUAAACUUCCAAAUACAUGUGCUCUUUAGGCAGGGUUGUCUUGUAUGAUACCUUUAUGAGGUAGGAGCCCUAUCCCAAGCAAUACGUGACCUAUCAAGCGAUUCAAACAAUAUGAGGUCGAUGAUAAUUCAUAUGGUUCAUACAAUUCAUAGGUUAAAAGGUUACAAUGUUCCUCAGGUGCCUGCAGUGGCGGCUGGUCAAUAGAGGACGCUAGGGCACCGCCACAACAAAUAAAAUAAAUAAUAAU
This is a messenger RNA of Anarrhichthys ocellatus (wolf-eel), 2151 nucleotides long. It is a transcript of the gene alkbh7, whose product is annotated as alkB homolog 7. Gene Ontology annotation, cellular component: mitochondrial matrix. The coding region runs from base 115 to 810 and encodes 231 amino acids. Gene Ontology annotation, biological process: DNA damage response; fatty acid metabolic process. The transcript has 4 exons. NCBI's taxonomy places the organism in Eukaryota, Metazoa, Chordata, Actinopteri, Perciformes, Anarhichadidae. The record is from RefSeq and is a predicted model, not a curated record.